AUGGAGCGUCAAGAACAGGGCGUAGACGCCCACCAGGCCGCUGCAACAGGAGACACAGGAAAUCAGGAGGACGCGACGAUGACGUCGGUGUCACGCGGCGUUAAACGCGACUCUGGUGGUGCAACUGAGCAACACCUUACAGUACCGACCGAGGAGAACUGGAGCGCACUCAGCAACCUCCGCGUCGCAGGAGAAGAACUUGCAGUGCAGACACAACCAAUAACUGGCUCCGACAGCAAUACCGGUAGACAUAAAGUUAGACGAACGAACAGCUACGCGACCCCGUCGACACCUCAGGACGACGGCAGCUUCAGUAAGUCGUCACUAAGUUUCAUUCUGGACGACCAGGCUGCGUCGGCGGCAGUCGCUGGCAACGACCUAUUCACACACGGAGACAAACAGGUCGCUGCUUUACUUGCCCGAAGCAAAAGCACUGGAGACUUAGCGGGCGAUGCAGCACAAAGUGGACGCAUCAGCCGCACUAAGCAAGGCGCCGACGGGAAGCGUCGGGCACGACGACCACCUAGCCGCAUCUGCAAGCAUGAAGGCUGCGAGCAGUAUGUGGUGGAUCAAGGACUGUGUGUUCGCCACGGAGGUGGUAAGCGAUGCCAGGCCCCAGGCUGCACCAGUCGAGCGAAACAUCAGGGUCGUUGCUGGAAACAUGGCGGUUCGACGGAGUGCAAGGUUCCUAGCUGUAUCAACCGCGCAAAGUCGCGUGGUUUUUGCUGGUCCCACGGCGGCGGCACGAAGUGUAAGACCGAUAACUGUGAGAAGAUCGCAAUUUCUAACGGUUUAUGUUGGGCUCAUGGGGGAGGCAAACGAUGUGCUGUCGAAGGGUGCAUGCGCCAGGCAUAUGAGCGCACCGACAACCUGUGCAACAACCACUUCCAGGAGCGACAGCACGGCACAGCAGCCGUCGAAGUGAGAGAAGAUGUGGCUGGGCCCACAAGCGGGCACCCUGACGACGAGGAGAAGCCGCCAGCUCACCAGUAA
Molecule: messenger RNA, 993 nt
Organism: Phytophthora infestans T30-4
Lineage: Eukaryota; Oomycota; Peronosporomycetes; Peronosporales; Peronosporaceae
Exons: 5
Coding region: 1-993 (330 amino acids)
Source: RefSeq, a predicted model, not a curated record